Molecule: messenger RNA, 1624 nt
Organism: Rhinolophus ferrumequinum (greater horseshoe bat)
Lineage: Eukaryota; Metazoa; Chordata; Mammalia; Chiroptera; Rhinolophidae
Gene: FAM3A
Product: FAM3 metabolism regulating signaling molecule A
Exons: 10
Coding region: 250-942 (230 amino acids)
Source: RefSeq, a predicted model, not a curated record
GUCCACCUAACCUGGGGUUCUGAGAGGCACAGCCCUAGCCCAAGGCAGGGGUGGCGCUGGCGGGCGGUGUCCCCGCCCGGGCCGCCAUUGCCGGGCCUGUGGGGCUGAGUUGCGGUACUUCUCUCGCCUCCCCUCGUGGAGCAGAGCGGGGCGCCCCGGCUGGCCUAACAGGGGUGCCCCCGACUGAGCUCGAAUCUCCCCACAGCCAGUGCACCUGCCGGCGGCCCCAACCCAGCGGGACAAGUGGACAUGAGGUUGGCAGGCCCCUUCCGAAUCGUGGCCCUGGUUGUCACUGUGGGCCUCACCUGGAUCGUGGCCAGCAUCCUCCUGGGUGGGCCUGGCAGUGGCUUUCCUCGCAUCCAGCAACUCUUCAUCAGCACAGAGAACUCAGUGACGGCAGAGCCACGGGCCAGGAAGUACAAGUGUGGCCUGCCCCAGCCAUGUCCUGAAGAGCACCUGGCUUUCCGCAUGGUCAGCGGCGCUGCCAAUGUCAUUGGACCUAAGAUCUGCCUUGAGGACAAGAUGCUCAUGAGCAGUGUCAAGGACAACGUGGGCCGUGGACUGAACAUUGCCCUGGUGAAUGGGGUCAGCGGUGAGCUCAUCGAGGCCCGGGCCUUCGACAUGUGGGCAGGAGAUGUCAACGAGCUGCUGAAGUUUAUCCGGCCACUGCAUGAAGGCACCCUGGUGUUCGUGGCAUCCUAUGACGACCCAGCCACCAAGAUGAAUGAAGAGACCAGGAAGCUUUUCAGUGAUCUGGGCAGCAAGAACAUCAAGGAACUGGCCUUCCGGGACAGCUGGGUGUUUGUGGGGGCCAAAGGGGUGCAGAACAAGAGCCCCUUUGAGCAGCAUGUGAAGAACAGUAAGCACACCAAUAAGUACGAAGGCUGGCCGGAGGCGCUAGAGAUGGAAGGCUGCAUCCCAAGGAAGACCACGGCCAGCUAGCCGGCCAAGCACGAGGACCAGGCUGAGGGAGGCUGUGUGUGCCUGGCCUUGGAGGCGGCGGCAGCGGCGGCAGCGGCGGCAGCACCGGCAGCACCAACACAGGGCUGAGGCCCGACGCCACACCCGGCCAGGGGUGCUCUCUUACCCCAACACAUCAGGGCUCCAAGGUGGUGACUAGUGACUGGAGUAUGACUGGUGGUGGGGGCUACAAGGGCCAGCCCAUCGUGCUUUGUCAGGGGAGCCCAGGUACCCAUCUUCUUUUCCUAAAGCCUCUGUCCCUGUUCAGCCCCCACACAAUUCCCAAGCACCUCCAGCCACAAGGCCCUGGGUGCUCACCGCCUCACUGCACAGCCGGUUGGUUGAGGCAUCUUCUAGAACCUCUUUAUCCCAGAGCUGCUCACUGCUCUGCAGCCUAGUCCUGUUUCCAGUGUGAUUCCUUCUGGUGAGCCACACCUGUGAAAGCUAUGGUGCCCCACCCCCACCCCAUGUCGGCCGAGGCAGGGGACCUGGCGGCCUCCUGUCCUGCUCUCUGCGGGAAGGGACCGCCUUGGAGCCUGGCCGGCCUGGGCAGUAAGGUAGCAAGCAUGAACAAGGUCCCUAGUGCAGUGCGUGGUGGUCCUGCAGUUUCUCAGAUGGCCCGCCUUCUAGAUGAACUCUUAAUAAACUGGUACCCUCAGUGGAA